CAGAAAUGACAGUCGUCAUGACAAUAAAAACAAAAACAUAACCUCAAACAUUAUCAAAAAAUGUUUCAUUCAUUAAAAUUUCAGUAAAAAAAUUUAAUAAAAUGUGCACAAAACUCAAACUCUACAUCGGCCGCAAGAUCAUUGAUUCCUUGGACAAAUCUACAAAAUUUUCCCCUACCCAUCUUCAAAAUCUCAUUCAUGUGGGAAACCCCGAAGAAAAGGGCAAAACCGAACUAAACCUACCUCUAAACAUACUCGAAACCCAUUUAGGCAUAACCAAUGUCAACCACAUAUUAAAAAUCCAACCAGAUGACAUUAUCAAAAGAGUCCAACUAGUCCGAGACAGAGCCAACAGGAAAAUCUCUUUCGAAAUCGACCCUACAAUUUUCGUAAAUGACGUCAUGGAAAACUGUUUCUUACCAGAAACCAACUUUAAACCGAGAAACAUUGUAGUAGAUUUUGGUUCACCAAACGUAGCAAAACCGGUUCAUUAUGGUCAUUUAAGAUCUACAAUAAUAGGGAGCUUUUUGAGCAACUUGAAUAUUUUUAUAACAAAUAACGUUACUAGGCUUAAUUACUUGGGGGAUUGGGGCACUCAAUUCGGCUUUAUUAAAGUAGGCAUCGAUUUGUUAAACUACAACAUGGAAACGCUUAAAAAUGAUCCAAUAAAACUACUUUAUCAGUCUUACGUGCAUGCUAAUAAAUUAGCUGAAAAAGACCCUACAGUAUUAGAAAAAGCUAAAGCUGAAUUUGUAAAGCUUGAAGAAGGUUCAAAAGACGAAAUCGCACAUUGGAGACAAAUUUUAGAUUUCACUAUUGAAGAACUAAAAAAGACUUAUGAAAGAUUAGGGGUUAAAUAUGACUUGUACAAUUCUGAGUCUAUGUAUAGCAAUAAAGAAAUUAGUAGUAUAAUUGAAGUAUUAAGAAAAAAAAAUAUUUUAAAAAAACUAAAAGAUGGCAAAGAGGUUGCAGAAGUUGGCGACAGGAAAGUUUCCCUAAUCAAAAGCGACGGAACCUCUUUGUACCUUACCAGAGACAUAGCAGCUGCAGUAGAUCGUUUUCAAAAAUUCAAAUUUGAUAAAAUGUAUUACGUUGUUGAAAACGGACAAAGUGACCAUUUCAAUGCCCUCAAAAGCAUCAUCAAUAAAAUGGACUUACCAUGGGCAGAUAGAUUAGUACAUGUUAAAUUUGGCCGAGUCAAAGGCAUAAGCACCAGAAAAGGCACUGCUGUAUUUUUAAAAGACAUUCUAGACGAGUGCAGAGAUUUGGUUGUCAAAAGACAAAUUGAAUCUCCUACUACCAAAGUACCGAUAACUGACGAAGCGACUUCGGAUAUUUUGGGUAUCAGUUGUGUGAUUAUAAACGAUUUGAAACAACGGAGGCAAAAGGACUAUGAUUUUAAUUGGGAUAGGAUUUUGCAAGUAAAAGGUGAUACAGGUAUCAAACUUCAAUACACUCACUGUAGAUUGCACAGCCUAGAAUCAAAUUCUAGUGCCAUAGCUGCCACAGCUUGUAUCCCCGAUAUACUCAUGGAAGAAGACGCAAUGGUACUGAUAAAAGAAAUGGCCAAAUUCCAAGAUAUUUUACAUAUGGCCAACGAACAAGUGGAAGCAUGCGUUCUUGUCAACUAUUUAUUCCAUUUAUGCAAUCAUAUAAAUCGAGCAUUGAAAACAUUAAAAGUAAAAGGAAUGGACUCAGAAGUAGCUUCACAAAGACUGUUGCUUUUCAACACUGCCAGGGAAGUACUGAAAAACGGGAUGAGCGUAUUGGGACUGAAACCUUUAUCUAAAAUGUAAUAGAAGUAGUAAAACAAAAUCCAAGCAAAAUAUUUAUUAAAAUGCAAAUAACUUAUACAAUAAUUAAUUAUAUUUAACACGGAAGUUGCUGAUUGAAGCAAUUUGUGUGCUAAUUUUAAUUUAUACAAAAAUAACAAGUAAAAUAAUUGUUUUAUUCUAAAAAAAAAAACAAGACAACAUAAUGGUUCGUAAAUCAUAAAUAACACAAUAUUUAAAAAACAAUAUUUUCCCAUUAAUGUAUCUUGAGACAUAAUACAAUUAAAAUUGUGUAUAAAUUUGAUAAUUGAAAGGCACUCAAUUAAAUAAAGAAACAAGAAAAAAUAAGGAUAAUUUUUUCUUUCGAUAACCGUACAAUUCCACAAAGUCAAAAAAAAAAAUAAACCAUUCAGUCCAUAAUAAAUUACAUAAAUCUUUUUAUUUAUUCAUUACUAGUUUCGUGCAAAUCAAAAUCUCACGAAUUACUUUCUGUAAAUUUGAAUGAUGCGGGAACGGCUUGUUGAGUGAAAAUG
This is a messenger RNA of Ceutorhynchus assimilis (cabbage seed weevil), 2305 nucleotides long. The record is from the annotation of a GenBank genome assembly. Lineage: Eukaryota; Metazoa; Arthropoda; Insecta; Coleoptera; Curculionidae.